Molecule: messenger RNA, 1715 nt
Organism: Humulus lupulus (European hop)
Lineage: Eukaryota; Viridiplantae; Streptophyta; Magnoliopsida; Rosales; Cannabaceae
Product: coniferyl alcohol acyltransferase-like
Exons: 2
Coding region: 85-1542 (485 amino acids)
Molecular function (GO): acyltransferase activity, transferring groups other than amino-acyl groups
Source: RefSeq, a predicted model, not a curated record
UCGUCUGUACAAAUAAACUGGGGUUUGAAGACAUUAGGAGACAAUCUGACUUACUUUUAUAGAUCUAGUUGAUUUAAAAAAAAAAUGGGUUUAGGAGAUGAAGAAGCUAAACAAUUCCUAGUGACAAUAAAGAAGGAAGAGGUGGUGGCACCACUACGUUCUACGCCACUAGCCCAAGAGCAUUGGUUGCCAAUGUCCAACCUCGACCUUCUAUUCUCAUCAAAAACCGAUGUCGCAAGUAUCUUAUGCUACAAGAAGCCCAAAUCAAGCCAACCAAACUUCAAUGGCCAUUCUUUGAUUGUGAGUUUGAAAAAGAGCUUGGCUCAAGUCUUGGUGCCCUUCUUUCCAUUAGCCGGCGAAUUGGUCCACAACUCUCUGGGUGAGCCUGAGAUUUGGUGUAACAAUCGUGGUGUUGAUUUUAUUGAAGCUUAUGCUGACGUUGAACUUGAAAAACUCAACUUGUAUAACCUUGACGAAAGCUUUGUCAUAGGCAAGUUGGUGCCAGAGAAGAAGCGUGGCAUUCUUGCGGUUCAAGCAACAGAACUCAAGUGUGGCAGUAUGGUGGUGGUGUGCCUAUUUGACCAUCGUUGUCUUGACGGCUACUCAGGUAGCAUGUUCAUAACAUCAUGGGCUGAAUUCACACGAUCUAAACCUCUCAUCUAUAAUCGCCCCUCACUCCGGCGAUCUAUACUAAACCCUCAUCGCCUUGGUUGCAUUGACACCACCGUCCAAGAUAUGUAUGUUCACAAAGAAACUCCUGAAACCCCUUCACUUAGUAUACUCAACAAUGAUCACCCUAUCUUAAGUAGUCGCUUGUACUAUAUUAAAGCUGAACAUAUCAAGAAUCUCCAAAUCCAAGCUAGCUCAAACAACAACAACAACAUAACUAAGUUUGAGUCUUUUAGUGCUUUCUUAUGGAAGAUGAUUGCAAAAUCUUCUUCUGCGUCUAAUGUCAAAAAGUUAUGUAGAAUGGGAUUCUUUGUUGACGGUCGGAAGUUGUUAGCUGGAGGUGAAGGAGAAGAUAACAUGAUGAAGUUCUACAUUGGCAAUGUUUUAUCAACUCCAUUUUGGGGCAAGAAAAUUUGUGAUCUUAACAAAGAGCCACUAAAUCAGGUGGCCCGAGAAGUCCACGAGUGUUUGGAAACAAUUUUGACGAAGGAACAUUUCUUGGGUAUUCUAGACUGGGUAGAGGCACUCCGUCCAAAGCCAGGAAUGUUUAGAAUAUCAAGCUUUGAAAGAGAUGAUGGACUAAAUUUUAUAAUGUCAUCUGGUCUACGACUUCUAUAUGGAGAGGGCGAUUUUGGGUGGGGUAAACCUAUUUUGUGGUCGGCUCAUUUUCCAAGUGGAUUUCAAGAGAUAGCAAAAGGUGGCUACGUGAUGCCGAUGUUAAACCCAAAUGGCAAUGGCGAUUGGGUGGUGUACAUGCAUCUACAUAUGUCGCAGUUGGAGUUUAUAGAGAAAGAAGCUUCUAAUAUUCUUGUGCCCUUAACUUUUGAUCACCUAGAAAAAAUACAUUAUACAAAUAUAAAUAGUAAAAUAUAAAUGAAAAAGUUCUAAAAGUAAUUUAUAUAAGUAUAAAAUAUGUUUCAACCUAAUAAUUUUAUCUCAUGCACUUGCUGCAUAGCCUUCAAGGAUAUCCAUGCUUGUAAAAGAAGAAAAAAAAGAGAUUUUAUUUUUACUAUCUUAAAUAUAUAAUUUAUUUUUAAUUACACUUA